Pseudozyma hubeiensis SY62 is the source of this 366-nucleotide messenger RNA. RefSeq names its product sulfate transporter. The transcript has 2 exons. The record is from RefSeq and is a predicted model, not a curated record. Lineage: Eukaryota; Fungi; Basidiomycota; Ustilaginomycetes; Ustilaginales; Ustilaginaceae. The coding region runs from base 1 to 366 and encodes 121 amino acids.
AUGCGAGAACAGAGCGACGAACAGAGUCAGCUGUCGCCGGAUAUCCGCCAUGCAGCACGAGUUUGUGCCUGCAACGCGGCAGGACGCAAGAUCCGGGAAGCAGAGCCCACACGAGCAGCGAGCGAGAAAAUCGGAGAAAAAAACGCGCCUUUGCCUGACAACAAUGACACACUGGUCAAGUGCCGCGAAUUCGGGGUCGAGGAACUGAAACCCAACCAGGAGGAUCGACACUCGUCUCGCCGAUCCUCACCAUCUGAUCAGCGAGACGCUGGGAGCGCGGUGGACUGGCUGCAGCCAAAUCUUCCACCUACUGUCUCGAGCAACGAGAUGCAAUCCGGUCACGAUUCUGCUUUCUCUCGACUCUAG